Molecule: messenger RNA, 1368 nt
Organism: Lodderomyces theae
Lineage: Eukaryota; Fungi; Ascomycota; Pichiomycetes; Serinales; Debaryomycetaceae
Product: FG-nucleoporin
Exons: 1
Coding region: 1-1368 (455 amino acids)
Biological process (GO): nuclear pore organization; NLS-bearing protein import into nucleus; regulation of DNA-templated transcription
Cellular component (GO): nuclear membrane; nuclear pore central transport channel; nuclear pore nuclear basket
Molecular function (GO): single-stranded DNA binding; structural constituent of nuclear pore; phospholipid binding
Source: RefSeq, a predicted model, not a curated record
AUGUCAACACUCUUCAACCGCCAGCCACAGACCCAAUUCCUUUAUGCCAACGGUGUGAGUCAAGUGCCUAAUCAACAGCAACAACAACAGGCACAAUCACAAUCACUACCACCACCACCACCACCACCAGCACCGUCGCAGCUACAACAACAACAGCAACAACAGCAACAACAGCAAAUGCAACAGCAGCUACAACAAGGUCAACCUGCGUGGCUACAGUCUCAACAUGUUCACAAGAAAAGAGUUAUUCCCAACCAUUUGGUACCGCACAAAAAGCUGAAUUUUCAAAUAAGUGCACCAGGAGGCUCCAAGAACAAGGGGACCAAUGAAUCACACUCGUCAAUGCUCGUAUCCAAUGAUCAAUUCAACGUUGUUUCUUUUGGGAUUAAUAGAAGAAACACAAUCACCAACGGUCACUUUUUGGAUCGGACAAAUACCAGUUCAAGUGCCGUAUUCGACUCUUUUGGAGGUGAUCUCAGUCGAUUUGACGACUCUAUAAAUGAGAGUUUCCAACAUGAUGACGGUUCUGUCAAAGGAGUCGAUAAACCUAGAGAUGCACCUCCGUUAAAGUCCGUAUACGAUUUGGACGAGGAUACUUUUGGCAUCAGCAAACCAACCAGAAAUCAAGCUGGCCUAAUAAACAAAGACCCGAAGGAGUUCAACAACUUAUUCAAAAGAUUCGAGCUGAAAGAUGGGAAAACUGCAAAGGACAAAAAGCAAGACAAGUCAAAGAGUGUAGUUGACGAAUUUGAAAAUGCCAUCAUUGUAUUUGGAUAUCCGGAAAACGCAUCUGUGCAAAUUAUUCAAUAUUUCAAACAGUUUGGUACAAUUCUUGAAAACUUCACUGAUCUUUCUACCGGAAACGAAGCUUGGAGUCUUUUGAAAGAUCUCGAAAAAGAGCCAAAGAACAUCAGUAUUUAUACUGGCUCUAACUGGAUUAAAAUCACAUACGAUAAUCAUAAUUCAGCAUUAAAUGCGUUGCAAGAAAAUGGCUGUAUCUUUAAUGGAAACUUGCUUGGUGUUGUCCCAUACCACAAGAGUGUUAUUGACAAAUUGGAAAAAAAGAAGGUUUUUGUCAAUGAGGAUAUCGGUAACGGCAACCUAUCAAUGCCAUUGAAAUCAGCAUUGGAACAAGAAAAGAGAGCAAGCAGAGUUGAAAAUCAAGUUAUCACUCCUCCAUCUUCAUCUGCCCCAUCGGGUGCAAACAAAUCGACAUUUGUAAACAAAUUGAAUCCCAAGGAAGAAGCUCAGUACCUUAUCACAUUAGGUGACAAAAAAGACCAGAAUAAAAGCGAUGACCAAAAAAAGCCUGAAUUGGGCAUAUUGAAAACGUUAUCCAACUAUAUAUUCGGAUUUCAUGACCUAUGA